Messenger RNA from Lymnaea stagnalis (great pond snail), 7928 nucleotides. The record is from the annotation of a GenBank genome assembly. Lineage: Eukaryota; Metazoa; Mollusca; Gastropoda; Lymnaeidae.
GUGGUACUUAUAAUCUACUUUUAUUUUCUCUUUCAUUUCAAUACAAACAAGUACAAGUUAGUCAAAUCAACCAUUCUCAAUCACACUCAAUGACGUCAAUGAGUAUGACUUUCAAUACUUUCAUUAUUAACAAUAUCACCUGUUAUUGAUUAACCCAAUAAUUGCCAUCAAUUAUCAAUCAAUAGAAAGGAAAAAUUGAAUGAUCAAUAAUGAUAAUAGUUUAUGCAUACGCUAAAUAAUUAAAAAAUCUACAUUUUUACUACUAUUUAUAUAUGAAUGUAUUAUUAUUAUGAUUAUUCAUUAUGACAAUACUAAUAUUAAUAAAAUUCCAUAUUGAUACAAAUUGCUGAAAUACUGUGAAAUUACAAUCAUUGAUCAUUCCAUCAUGAUGCCAUUCCAUAUUCCAUGGCCAUAUUAUCAUAUUCAUAUUAAUAUUUCAUGGCAUAGACCCCCCCCCCCCCAAAUCAACAAGUUCAUAGAAUGGAUUUUAGUAUUUUUAGAUCAGGGUUGGGCCACAUAUGUACUCUAAAUAAAAUCAUUUGAGUUUGAAAAUUAAUAAUCACAGUGUAAACUUGUCAAACUAAUAAUACAGCAAAUAUAACAAUUAUUCCACUGCUUAUUUGCAAACUGAACUCGGAAUGAACUUUCCAAGGGGACAACUGCCCUAAGCAGCACUUGAGAUUUUACAUAUAUAGGCCUAACACAACAGCAUAAAAAUGUAUGUGUGUGUUAUGGGUGCACACUUUUGGGAGUUUGUCUAGGUAGAAUAAAGUCAAGGUCUGCUCUUGACUCCAGACAGUGACGGUGGAAAGAAGCAUGGAAGCCCUCAUUGGUGUUAAAGUCAAGAGCAACAUAAGUGGAGUGGAUACCAUGUGAUGUAGGAAUAGAUGCAAACAAAAGGAAAACCCCUUCCUAGGGUAAUCCAGUCGAAGACAUAAUUUCUUGUAGCCUGUCUAGGUACAAAUUCAUAGCUGAAAGCCCACUUCCGAGAGGAGGGUUUUUUUAUUUAUUAAUGGGACAGAUAUAAAAGUCUUAUUUGCCCUUUGCAUGCGAAGAUGACUAAGGCUUCAACUUGCGUAGAAGUCUUGGCUUGAGAUGUAUUUUGUUUAAAGUGAGGCAGAGUUGCUGAAUUUGUCAACCUCACUCUCUCAUCAUUUACUGUUUGUUCCAAUGGCAAGACUUAGGCAAGUUACUGUAAAUAGACAAGGAUGCAGCAGAAGACCAGCAGUGUUUCUUGUGUCUGAUUGUGCUCUUUAUGUGAUCCAUGUCACAUGAGUUGUCAGAAUUUUCAUUGUGUCAAUGUAAUAAUGCCUAAGGGACUCCAUCUACAAAUUUGAUUUCAGAGUUUGUCUGUUCUUGACGAGUUGCUAUCCAAGGUUAACUAGUUCCAUCCUCAUGUGGUGUUGGUAUUGUUUUUUGAUCUUCUGGGCUUUUGUUGGGGAUUGAACUACAGUCCACACGCUUGAGAUUGAGUUGGUUUAGACCACUCAGCGACAGGAAUUAACUUAGUGUUGAAAGUGUGUCUUUGAGAACUAGUAGCUUUUUUCCUAGGUUGGAAAACAUGUAUUGUGUUAUAAUUAGCUUGUAUACUGAAUGAUCACAUGGAUAGAUAAUUUUAUAAUCACUAUUCUGUUUUUUUCUCUUUAGGUUGACAAUGGCAGGUACAAAUUUUGUGAACUUGAUUAAAACCAGAGGAUUUUUUGAUUUAAUUAAAAUCAUUUACAAAGGACAAGAAUGUUUCAUGUUUGACUAUGGACCACUUGGCUCUCGUUUUAGACAGAAUGUUCAAAAGCAUUGGUAUGUAAUUUACAAUUGUAUUGUGUCUUUUAUAUCAUCUCUUUCAGCAUUUAGAAUUUUGAUUUUCUAUUGGAAACCAACAAAACUUAUUUCAUGUUAACAUUAAUGUGUUUAAACCAGUUAAGUACUUCUUAAUUAUACAUACUUUGACUUCUUAGCAUUCUAAAAAUAUCAUUUAGGUGGGAUCUAAUGGUUCACCAGCAGCAGAAUGUAUUUCCUGUGGAAAGUCCAGCUCUUAAAUCAGUGAAUAUAAUGAACCAUAGACAAGAAGAAACAAUGUGAUUAUUAUUAAUUUUUUUUUUAAAUUCUUCACUAUUUCUAUUUGGUGAUUUAAAUAUUUUAUUAAGGACUUUUUAAUUCAUAAUUUUUUAAAAUUUAUAGUUUAUUUUAUAUUGAAAAUAUAUGUAUAUAUAAGUUUAUCUUGGCUUUAAUAAUUUUUGGAAAUAAAGUUAACAGCUAUUUUUUCUGCUUCCAUUUACAACAGAUCUCAAAACAGUAUUUUUUUAAGAGAAACGUUACAACAAGGUAUGCGUUCUUAUUCCUUAAGCUUUAUUACAUAAUAUAAAAUCAUCCAUAUGGAGCAUGGGUAGGCAACCAGUGGCAGCCCCAAAGUUGCAGCUGUUGAAUAAAUCAGACAAAAAUUUAAAAGAUGAAAGCUGUCAAAAUUGUUAUUUAUGUUUGGUAUAUUAAACCUUUAAAAAGAAAUCAUAUCUCAAAACGACUACUCCUUCAUUUCUUGACAUUCAAACAAUAAGUGAAAUAAACACCAAAGUAUGUUUAAAGAAGUUCAUUUUUGGUACUCAUCUCACAUUUAAUUCAAAGCUUUUCUCCUUCAUAUAUCAUUGAUUGUCCUCCAUGUUUUUUUCCCCUCCCUUUGUAAAUUUUUCACUUUGUUCUAAAAGUACUCAGACCAGAGCUACAUAAAUAAAUAUUAUAGUAAUGGUAAUAAAUACAGUUUCAUUUAAAGAAUAUUACAUUUCUAUUUUAUUUUUUAACUUUUCAGAUUGCAUAUCAAAAUAUCUUCAAAUUUUGAAAUUGACCAACAACAAGCUUCCUAUAUCAGUAGCCAGUGUUGGCGCCUGUAUCCUGUCCAGUGCAAUACACAGUGAUCAACCACAAGAAAGACAAUUUUUGUUUGGGUGAGUCCAUGAUCUUUAUCUCGUUCACUCAACACAUUUUUGUUUCAUUUUUAAGUUACAACUUUUAAAAUUGUUUGCUAAAUAGAAAACGUUUACUUAAACCAAGUGGUAAUAGCGGUACCCAUGAUUAUCUAAUACUGGCUAGAGUGAACUUUUUAUUAUUUUAAAGCAAAAAUAAUUAUUUUUCUUGAUGGACAAUGGAAUUGUAAACAAUUGUAAGCGUCUUGAUGGGAUCACAGCCACCACAUAACUGUUGGUGGCCCCCUGCCACUUUUCAGUUUUGAGCCCCCCUGCAUUCAAAGUUGAUAGUUUAAGUUUAAACUAUUUUCACAUCACACAUUUGGGCCCCUUGAAUAUCUUAGGCCCCCAGCAGCCACAGUGGUUUCAGGGCCAACAAAACAGGUCUGGGUGGGAUAUAUGUCAUGUUAAGGGUAAUAAGUGUCUUCAUGGGAUAUGUGCAGGGCUGAGCAAAGGAUUUUUUCGCCCUGAGUAAAUCCAUAUUUGGGGCAUUCACAAAUUUCAAAAUAAUUGUAUUAAGCUUAUCGAUAUCUGCCCUUGGGGGCACCCUGGCAGAGCCUUAAUUGAUUAAGUGUGUUGCCUUUGACUCUGCAUGGCCCUCGAUAUGUGUCCAUGUUAAUGAUGUUUUAAAUGGGACAUGUAUCUAUGUUAACUGUCUUGAUGCGAGAUUUGGUUUUUAUGACUUUAAAUUUAUUGCUAGUCUCAUGGUAGUAAUUUGUUAUAAAUUUAUUGCUAGUCUCAUGGAGUAAAUUGGUAUAAAUUUAUUGCUAGUCUCAUGGUAGUAAUUUGGUAUUUAUGACUUUAAAUUAAUAGCUAGUCUCAUAGGAACUCAAAUUUAACAUUUUAAUUUGAUACCAUGUUAGUCAUUCCAGAUGACUGUAAUAAUAUUCGUUGUACCUCAGGGGAUCCAACAGGACAUGCUUGUUGCUGCAGAACUACACAUCUCCCUCUAAUAUAAAUACUACACUUGACUUCUGGGUUCAACUUAGAUUAUCAUGGUGGAAAAAGGUAAAUUCUCAGAAACUUAACAGAGGUUUGUAACAUAUAUGCUUGUCAUUGUUCAGAAACUUUUUGUGCUGAUGAUUCAGAUGAUCGUCUUCCUUUUUAAUGAAGAAAGAAUGGAAGAAAAGAGCACAUUUAAUUAGCUUAUAUUGUUUUAUGUUAAUGUAUUUUUUAAAUCCUUUAUAUUAACUUAAAUUUUGUUCAUGUGUUUCUUUGUUUCUGUGUGGCGUAAAUGUUCAGAAAGCUAAAUGACCCACUUCCUGUUAUCCUUUCGAGCAGAAAGACACAUAGACUCAUUGCCGAUAGCAACACAUUCAAGGGGAUAGGAAUGAUAAUGAUUUGUUCAACGUAUGCAUGUUUUGGUGUGUUGGUUAAUUAUGUAGCUGUUGUUAUGUGCUUUGUAUUUGAGAUGUAAAUGGGCAUGCAGUAAAAAUAUAAUUUAUUUUUGAAGGGGAAAAAAUGAAGGAAAUGUGAAACAUGUUUUCACCAGUAGUUUACCCAUUUAUUUACAUUACCGCUUCUUAAUAAAUGUACAAUUACAUAAAUGCUAAACAAAAAAAAAGCAUGCAAAGAAUUUAUUCUAAAAUCUUUUUUUAGGGGUUGUUUAUUUUACAUGUAGGUUCUAAUACUUAUAUUCUAAUGCAGUGGUUCUCAACCUUUCUAGUGCCACGACCCUUUAACACAGUUUCUCGUGUUGUGGCGACCCCCAGCCACACAAUUAUUUUCGUUGCUACUUCAUAGCUGUAAGGAUAUGUGUUUUCAGAUGGUCUUAGGCGACCCCUGGAAAAGGGUCCCGCGACCCCCAAAGGGGUCGCGACCCACAGGUUGAGAACCGCUGUUCUAAUGUGAUCAAGUUCUCCUAGACGUUCAUCCAAUGUGAGAGCUCUCUUCAUGUUUUUGCAGUUUUCAAAUAUUCCAGGAAACUUUUCAGUAACAUCAAAAACAUUAAAUGACAUCCACCCACCACCUGGCCAUGCGACCAGUGGUCACAAUAAUCAGACUUAUAGGGCCAUUGCUUACCAAUUUCCAUGGGGUCCUGAAGUGGUUGAAGAAGUGAAAAAUGUUGGAGACAAAGUAUUCAGGGAUCUUCAAAAUGAUGAAUUGGAAAAAUACAUGGUAAAUUGAAUACACCAGUUGCAAAUAUGUACCUUUCACAUUAUUUUUAUAAUAGUAUCACUUUUGUUUGUUUUAAUUACUGUCAAUGCCAAGGCCUAAUUAAAAAAAACUGGAAUAAUACAUCUAUAUUCUGCCAUUCAUAUUUCAUUACUCAAGAGAAGAUUAAAUUUGACCCAUGAAUUUAUUAAGUCAUGUGUUAUAUUGUCUCAGGGACAGAUGUUUGGGAAGACAGCCUGUCUACCACAUUGUAUUGAGUGCGAGACAAGUAUAGAAGCUGCAACGGCUGCCUGGCUGGUAGAUAGCUAUUAUGAACGACCAACCAGCAAAACAGCUGACAGAAAACACAAUAUGGUAAAUAUUUAUGGCUAUUGAUUUAAUAUGGGCCACAUGUUGCCAAUGUUUUUAUUCCUUUCCGUUAAAGAAAAACACUUCUGAAUUAAGAUUAAUGUACAAGGAAAGAUGGUUUUUACCACACUUUAUCAUUACGGUAUCAUAAGAAAGCUCUGUCGCUUGCACAAUAUGAUAAAUCAUUACAAAGAAUUAUCAUGACUGUGUUUGAGACGUUUUAAAUUGUUUAUUUAAGUUCAGUAGUUGUUUUUUAAAUAUGCACCAUGUGUAAUAAAAAGAAAAUUCAAUACAGCCAGACAGCUUUUGUAUAUUGAACUUAAAAGCUUCUGAUGGUUUAUUUUAAGCCUUAUUUUUUACUUAUCGUUUGCUAUUUCCAAGUAUUGUUGGCAAAAAGCAAAAUAUUUUUAACCGUAACACAAUUUAAAGUCGGACACUUUUUUUUACCAUUUAUUCUACUUAAAGAAGCUGAGAGAUGUCUGUAAAUAAUGAACAUGAUGUACCCCUCAGGUUCUAAAACUUCACCCACAAAUAGCACCCUUUCAAGUUGCCAUAGCGAUUAACUCAGCCUCCAAGGCACCAUCUCAUGAAAUGCAUCAUGUUUGCAGUCAUCUGGAAAGAGAAUUUAAAGCUGCAGGGGUUACUUGUUUCAACACAUCUGAACAUGGAAGCUCACCAGAGGCCCAUUUCAGAAGGUAAUAUAUUUUAAAUGAAAUGCACUUGACAUCACAUUUUAUAGUACGGUACCGAAUGACUUUAUAUUCCUAGAAAUUAUUUUAGUUUAAAUGUCCACCUAGUAGAUAUGUUGAUAUUUAUUUUUUUGUACUUUUACAAAUAUCAUUAUAGUUUUAUUUUCACAACAGCACAGACUUUAUUACUUCUAGCCCUGGCCACAAAAAAAACAGGAUGUGGGAUAUUUUGGGAACAAAAUUCUUCAAACCUUGUAAAAUGGUCACAUGGUGUAAAACAUUAGAAUUAUCCUUCAGUCUUUCAGACAUUAUUUGAAAUAUUUACCUUGUUAAAAGAAGAAGAAAAAAAAUUAAGACAUAUUUUUAAAACUUAAUUAUGUCAACAAUGAAAAUAGACCUUUUGAUUAUUUAUUUCAAUAUUUUAGUAUUUUUUAAUUUUUUUUUUAAAAUCCACUGUUUCAAUUGAUUUAGUUUGCAAGUUGAUUGAAGUGUCAACAUGAUUUUUGUUUCAGAAAUGAUCAGCUUGGUAUACCAUACACAGUCAUUGUGAAUGAGAACACAAUGAAUGAAGGGUUGAUACAUACAAGACAUAGAGACACACAGAUACAGGUACCUGUAUUAUAGAUGGAUGACUGGGAAUAGAAAUUUGGACUUUAAAUCGGUGCCAGAACUAAGAACCAUAACUGUCUGGUCAGGGAGAGAACAUAUAACAAACAUAAAGGAAUUAAUUGUAAGGUGCUUUUUAGUCAUUACAUCAUUGUGUGUACACAAUUGAGGAAUGCACCAGACAUGUUUAUUUUAAAAAACAAACAUACAUUUUUUGUUUGUUACAUUUUUUAUAAACUUUGUUUCAUCUGAUCUGUAGUGGUAAGUUUAAAAUGUAGAAACUCUUCACCAUGACAUUUAAUCACCCUUUGAACUUUGUUGUAUUCAACAGUCACCAUCAGCUAUUACAGAAAUUGUUGGAUUGCUCACUCAAAGCCUUAGGACACCAUUGGAAGAUCAGAACACUAACUAAAACUGUCAUUUACGACUCACAAACCAAAUUAUAUACAUAGCAACAUCAUAAAUAAUUUCCCAUAAAUACCCACCUAAAAAUUAUUUUAACAAAUCAUUUUUUAACCCAUUAAAAUCCAGGGGGGAAAAUAUUAAAAGAUUAAUGGAACAAAUGUCAGACCUGGCAGUCCUAUUAUGAUUUAAUGUUGCUCUUAUUCCUAUUAGGUUCUCGUUAAAGUGGUUAGCUUUUUUUUUAAAAAUGGCUCAGUGUAACUGAUGUGAUGCCAAUUUUAAGUAUUUUUUUAAGUUAAUUUCAAUUCUAUACGGUAGCCUAAUUCAAAUGUUUCAGUAUUAAUUAUAGGAAUAGCAUCUCAUAGAUUAUAUAUUUAUUUCUUGGGGAUUUAAAUGCUAUUAAUUAAUUCUGAAGUAUUUGUGGUGUCUAAAUUUCGAGUAAACUUGUUUGGCUCACCUUGCAAAUAUUUAAAUGAGCAGGUGGGCAAAGAGAAGUGUUGAGUUUCACAGUAAUCAAACCAAGUUCUUGUUGAAGAUAAGAAUCAAUUCUUUUAUACUAUACACAGUAACGUUUUCCUUCUUUUUUGUUGAUGAAAAAUAUUUAAAAGUUUUUUGUUGGAAUAGGAAUAGUGAAUGACUGAAUUCAUAUCCCAUUGUUUUGUUUAGAGAAUGUAAAUAGUUAAAUUAUUUCAAGAACAAAGUGAAUUUAAUGUUGAUGUCAAUGUUUAAUGUAGCUUUUUUGUACAUUUAAUUGACAGAAGUAAUGCAUUUUCAAGAGUUUAGGACACACUUUUUCCACCUCAAAAUAUGGGGC